Molecule: messenger RNA, 648 nt
Organism: Echinostoma caproni
Lineage: Eukaryota; Metazoa; Platyhelminthes; Trematoda; Plagiorchiida; Echinostomatidae
Source: the annotation of a GenBank genome assembly
AUGGUGGCGAAUUCGGUGCCGGACAUGAGUAUACUGAACUCAUUUGAAGAACUUGCAAAAAGUGACUCGAACUACGAUGUGCUUCUCCACGACGAAAUCUCCUUGCAAGGUCUCGUGUUAUUGUUAUCCAAUGAAGAUCACUCAAUUGUCUCCAUGGUGUUGCGAAUAUUUUCCGCUCUCCGCGACCGGGACGGUGCUAAACCUAUCCUACAAACAUUGCUGGGGUUGAAAGAACAACUGGAAGUUGUAGUAGCAUCUCAUGGUUCCUCGACCGUGGAGGAACACAAAGAGAUCACACACGCAGCAAAUGCAUUAUUGCAGAGUCUGAAAAAGGAGGUCUCGGUGCAAAAUCGACAAUUUUCACCUGGGUUUCGGCCUCGGAAUAUAGUUCUCCGACUGUAUGGUAUUUCGUCUGAGUCGGACGUUGAGCUUGUACGCGAACGACUGCUGAAAGUUCGUGGAGUAGUGAGCGUCACAUUUCAAGUGGCCAAACGUCGUGCUAUCGUAUGUGCUGUGCCGAACCUCGAUCCGGCACUCCUGGUUUCUGCGGUUCGCUCUGCAGAACAGGCGAACACUGUACGCGAGGAACCUCAACCCUCAGAUAUCCCCAUUCAAGCUCGUAUUGUGCGCAAGCGUAGUCAACUGUAA